GCAGCUUCCUAACCGCGGAAGGAGACACAGAGCUCCUGCAGGACAAUGUGAGACACCGAGAGUUGAACCGACGCACUUAGCGAGCAGCCAGCCGGGAUGGAAGCGGGGUCGGUGUAACGGACACCGGAGCCCAACCUCGACCUGAAUAUUGCUGCAAAUCCGCCUUUUGUCGGCCGAAGGAGCGGCCGCAGCGAUGGGAAUACUGCGCUGAGGAGACGCUGAAGGCGGCGGCCCGACGAGGCAGAAAGAUGGGAGUCGCGCUGCGGAGCCUGUUGUGGUGUACUUUUUGUUUCCUCGUUCGAGGAGAACCUCUGCUGCUGUACGCGAACCGGCGGGACCUCCGGAUUGUGGACGCUGCACACGAGAAGUCUAAUGCCACGGUGGUGGUGGGCGGGCUGGAGGACGCCGCUGCCGUGGACUAUGUCUUCUCCCAGGGCCUCAUCUACUGGAGCGACGUGAGCGAGGAGGCCAUCAAACGGACCUUCUUCAACCAGUCGGGGGGCAGCGCCAUGCAGACCGUGGUGCCGGGCCUGGCCUCCCCGGACGGACUGGCCUGUGACUGGUUAGGCAGGAAGCUGUACUGGACCGACUCGGAGACCAACCGGAUCGAGGUGUCCGAGCUGGACGGGUCCCUGAGGAAGGUUCUGUUCUGGCAGGAGCUAGACCAGCCCAGAGCCAUCGCCCUGGACCCAGAGAGAGGGUUCAUGUACUGGACCGACUGGGGUGAGAUCCCAAAGAUUGAGCGGGCCGGGAUGGAUGGGACCAACCGCUCCAUGAUCAUCGAUAAGGAGAUCUACUGGCCCAACGGACUGACGCUGGACUAUGGCCAGCAGAAGCUCUACUGGGCCGAUGCCAAACACAACUUCAUCCACCGCUGCAACCUGGACGGGACCUCCAGGGAGGUGGUGGUGAAAGGGGAGCUGCCUCACCCCUUUGCCCUCACCCUGUACGAGGACACGCUGUUCUGGACCGACUGGAACACCCACUCCAUCCACUCCUGCAGGAAGCAGACCGGUGCCGAGCAGCGGGUCGUCCACUCGGACAUCUUCUCCCCCAUGGACAUCCACGUGUUCAGCCCCAAGAGGCAGCCCGACUCAGUGAGCAGCUCCUGUUCCCUGAAUAAUGGCGGAUGUUCCCACCUCUGCCUGCUGUCUCCGGUGAAGCCCUUCCACCAGUGUGCCUGUCCCACCGGAGUCCAGCUGCUGGAGGAUGGACAGACCUGCAGAGACGGUGCGACCCAGAUGCUGCUUCUCGCCCGGCGAACUGACCUGCGGCAAAUCUCUCUGGACACACCCGACUUCACUGACAUCAUCCUGCAGGUGGACGACAUCCGGCACGCCAUCGCCAUCGACUACGACCCGGUGGAGGGCUACAUCUACUGGACGGACGACGACGUGAAGGCCAUCCGCCGCUCGCUGCUGGACGGCAGCGACGCCCAGUUCGUGGUCACAUUGCAGGUCAACCAUCCCGACGGCAUCGCCGUGGACUGGAUCGCCAGGAACCUGUACUGGACUGACACUGGCACUGACCGCAUUGAGGUGACCCGGCUCAACGGGACCAUGAGGAAGAUCCUAAUCUCUGAGGACCUGGACGAGCCCAGGGCCAUCGUACUGGACCCUGUGGCCGGGUACAUGUACUGGACCGACUGGGGCGAGGUUCCGAAGAUCGAGCGGGCGGACCUGGACGGGAUGGAGCGGGUGGUGAUGGUCAACACAUCUCUGGGGUGGCCCAACGGACUGGCCCUGGACUACGACCAACGCAAGAUCUACUGGGGGGAUGCCAAGACGGACAAGAUCGAGGUGAUGAACAUGGAUGGGUCGGGUCGACGGGUUCUGGUGGAGGACAAACUUCCUCACAUCUUCGGCUUCACGCUGCUGGGCGACUACAUCUACUGGACCGACUGGCAGCGCCGCAGCAUCGAACGCGUCCACAAACGCAGCGCUGAGCGCGAGUUCAUCAUCGACCAGCUGCCUGACCUCAUGGGCCUGAAGGCCACCUACGUCCACAAGACCUUCGGUACCAACCCCUGUGCGGAGAACAACGGCGGCUGCAGCCACCUCUGCCUCUACAAGCCUCAGGGCAUCCAGUGUGGCUGCCCCAUUGGUCUGGAGCUCAUCGCCGACAUGAGAACCUGCAUCGUCCCUGAGGCUUUCCUGCUGUUUUCCCGCCACACCGACAUCCGAAGGAUCUCCCUGGAAACCAACAACAACAACGUGGCUAUCCCGCUGACUGGCGUCAAGGAGGCGUCAGCGCUUGACUUUGAUGUCACCGACAACCGAAUAUACUGGACCGACAUCACGCUGAAGACCAUCAGCCGGGCCUUCAUGAACGGCAGCGCUCUGGAACACGUGGUGGAGUUCGGUCUGGACUACCCAGAGGGGAUGGCGGUGGACUGGUUGGGGAAGAACCUGUACUGGGCUGACACCGGCACCAACCGCAUCGAGGUGGCCAAACUGGACGGGCAGCACAGGCAGGUUCUGGUAUGGAAGGACCUGGACAGUCCUCGGGCGCUGGCUCUGGAUCCAGCUGAAGGGUACAUGUACUGGACCGAGUGGGGCGGGAAGCCCAAGAUCGACCGAGCGGCGAUGGACGGUACUGGUCGCAUCACACUGGUGGCUGACGUGGGCCGAGCUAACGGACUGACCAUCGACUACGCAGAGCGACGGCUGUACUGGACCGACCUGGACACGACGCUGAUCGAGUCCUCCAACAUGCUGGGCCAGGACCGGGAGGUGAUCGCCGACGACCUGCCCCACCCGUUCGGACUUACCCAGUACCAGGACUACAUCUACUGGACAGACUGGAGCCAGCGCAGCAUCGAACGGGCCAACAAGACCAGCGGUCAGAACCGGACAGUGAUCCAGGGCCACCUGGACUACGUCAUGGACAUCCUGGUGUUCCAUUCGUCCAGACAGGGUGGCUGGAACGCCUGCGCCUCCACCAACGGUCACUGCUCACACCUCUGCCUCGCCGUCCCUGUCAGCAGCUUUGUCUGCGGAUGCCCCGCCCACUUCUCCUUAAACUACGACAACAAGACCUGCAGUGCUCCGACGUCGUUCCUGCUGUUCAGCCAGAAGAUGGCGAUCAAUCGGAUGGUGAUCGAUGAGCAGCAGAGUCCUGACAUCAUCCUGCCGAUCCACAGCCUGAGGAACGUCCGAGCCAUCGACUAUGACCCGCUGGACAAGCAGCUGUACUGGAUCGACUCCAAGCAGAACGUGAUCCGCCGGGCUCAGGAGGACGGGAACCAGAGUAUGACGGUGGUGUCCAGCUCCCUGUCUGGACCCAACCAGGGUCUUCAGCUCUACGAUCUGAGCAUCGACAUCUACAGCCGCUUCAUCUACUGGACCAGCGAGGUGACCAACGUGAUCAACGUGACCAGAACCGACGGCAGCCGGGUCGGAGUGGUUCUGAGGGGAGAACACGACAAACCCAGAGCCAUCGUGGUCAACCCGGAGAGAGGGUACAUGUACUUCACCAACCUGCUGGAGCGGUCGCCUAAGAUCGAGCGGGCGGCGCUGGACGGGACGGAGCGGGAGGUACUGUUCUUCAGUGGCCUGGGGAAACCCGUGGCCCUGGCCAUCGACAGCGAGGUGGGGAAGCUGUUCUGGGUGGACUCGGACCUGCGACGCAUCGAGAGCAGCGACCUCUCCGGAGCCAACCGGAUCGUGAUCGCCGACUCCAACAUCCUGCAGCCGGUGGGACUGACGGUGUUUGGGAACCACCUGUACUGGAUCGACAAGCAGCAGCAGAUGAUCGAACGCAUCGACAAGGCCACCAGGGAGGGCCGCACCAAGAUCCAGGCCCGGAUCGCCUACCUGAGCGACAUCCACGCCGUCCACGAGCUGGACAUGAGGGAGUACGGUAAACACCCCUGUACCUGGGACAACGGAGGCUGCUCACACAUCUGCAUCGUCAAGGGAGACGGGACCACCCGCUGCUCCUGUCCCGUCCACCUGGUCCUGCUGCCGGACGAGCUGUCCUGUGGAGAGCCGCCCACCUGUUCUCCAGAGCAGUUCUCCUGUACCUCCGGGGAGGUGGACUGCAUCCCUCAGGCCUGGAGGUGUGACGGUUAUCCAGAGUGUGAUGACAGCAGCGAUGAGGAGGAUUGUCCCGUCUGCUCCGAGUCCGAGUUCCAGUGUGACAGCCGGCAGUGCAUCGACCUGAGCCUCCGCUGCAAUGGAGAGAUCAACUGUCAGGACCGGUCCGAUGAGAACAAGUGUGAAGUCCGAUGUCCUGCUGAUCAGUUCACCUGCUCCAACGGUCAGUGCAUCGGGAAACACAAGAAGUGCGACCACAACAUGGACUGUACUGACAACUCUGACGAGAUCGGCUGCUACCCGACCGAGGAGCCUCCUCCGCCCCCCAACAAUACCAUCAGCUCCAUCGUGGGCGUGGUCAUGGCGCUGUUCGUGGUGGGAGCCAUCUACUUCGUGUGUCAGCGCGUCCUCUGUCCUCAGAUGAAGGACGACGGGGAGACGGUCACCAACGACUUCGUGGUCCACGGUCCGUCCUCGGUGCCGCUCGGCUACGUCCCGCAUCCCAGCUCCCUGUCCAGCUCUCUGCCAGGUAUGUCCAGAGGGAAGUCUGUCAUUGGCUCUCUGAGCAUCAUGGGCGGCAGCAGUGGGCCUCCGUACGAUCGAGCUCACGUCACCGGAGCUUCGUCCAGCAGCUCGUCCAGCACCAAAGGAACCUACUUUCCCCCGAUCCUGAAUCCUCCUCCGUCUCCGGCUACAGUCCGGUCUCAGUACACCAUGGAGUUUGGUUAUUCCUCCAACAGUCCGUCCACCCACAGGUCCUACAGCUACCGGCCGUACACGUACCGCCACUUUGCCCCGCCCACCACGCCGUGCAGCACCGACGUGUGCGACAGCGACUACACGCCGGGCCGCCAAGUGCCGCUGAAGGCCAAAGGCUACGCUAGCGACCUGAACUACGACUCGGAGCCGUUCCCGCCACCGCCCACGCCUCGCAGCCAGUACCUGUCGGCGGAGGAGAACUGCGAGAGCUGCCCGCCGUCGCCUUACACUGAGCGCAGCUACUCCCACCACCUGUACCCGCCGCCGCCCUCGCCAUGCACGGACUCCUCGUAGCCACGCCCCCUCCAAGCUCCACCCUCUCACUGUAAAUAGCAAUUGUGCAUAAAUGAGGUCAAAAAUGGGAAAGAGACUGAAGACGAGGAAAAGGGAAGCCGCAGAACAUUUGUACAUUAAAGAGAAACAUAUUUAUAUAUUUUCUAUACAGUGUUUACUGACGAUAGAGGUUUGUAGCCACAAAUUUGUACAUUUUUUAAGAAAAGUUUUUAUUAAAAUCAUCACAAAUAUAAGUUGCCUUAAAGCAGGAGAGCCGAGGCUGAAGGACUCCAACCAGUGAGACAUUUAACUGAUGCCAAAUAGACUGGAGGCUCCGCCCACUGCGACAGGAGGCUCCACCCACUGCUGCACCACGGCGGCCAUCUUGUCUGUAGUUUCCUGGCGUUUGUGGCUCUCUGGUCUGAAUUUACCUCCUCUUCUUUCACUGACGGCUCGCAGGACGCCGUCCGGACAGGAAGUGAGUCGCUCUGAGCCCGAGCAAUAAGGCACAUAUUGAUCCGUCGAUCGAUCCAUUGAUCGAUCUAUUCAUUGAUCCAUUGAUCGGAGCUGCUGAAAUGUACAGAGGCCAGAGAGGACGCCAGCAAAAUGUUCUUCUGGAUGCACAACUAACUACACAACUCAUGAUGAACUGUUAAAGUCUAAGAAGUUUGUUGUUUUAAACUACAAAUACCGCAAACUUAGUUUAGUUCACCGUAAACUACACACUGUACUACAAAUUAUACACUAAAAACUACACUUUAUGAUCUACACAACUUUACAUACUAUAACCUAAACUACUAAACUACUCGUUACCCACAACAACUAGUGCUGCUAACUUCACUCUAAACUACAAACACCACGUUACUACAAACAGACUUAAACUACAAACUGACUUAAACUACAAACCGAUUUAAACUACAAACUGAUUUAAACUACAAACUGACUUAAACUACAAACCGAUUUAAACUACAAACCGACUUAAACUACACCAUAACCUCCAGGACCCAGGUGUUUUGUGCUCUUGUCCCCUCCAGGCCUCCGUACUCAGCAGUAAAACACUAAAACGAGUCGUUGGUUUUUGUUCUCAUUGAAACUGACUGAAGCUGAGUCCUUCGGCUCUCGCCUCGUCCUGUUUUUGUGUUCGGAUCCGUUUUGUGGCGCCGAGGAGGCGGCGUUUCACAGGAACUCGAUCUUGUGCCUGACCGGUUUCUCAGCUUCGUGCGUUUUUUUUAUGUUUGAGGAAGUGGCGCCCACUAAAUGCUCCAUAGUAUUUUUGUACCACAUAUUCUGUAGAUACGUAUUUAUAAGCUAUAUAGAAAAUCCCUGUAAAUCUAUCAUUGCAGUACUUUUCAUUCCAUCUUUUUUAUAUUGCCUCAUUAUAUUUUUCUACAGAAUAUCAGUCAAACGUACGGCGACAAUCUCCCAUCAGUCCGCCGUAGAACAAAUCAAGGUUUAGCUCCAUGGAAUCUGAGCUUUUGAAGGACUUUGGUGACAAAUGAAUCUUUUUCAAACAUCUGGAUGCAGAAGUCGGGACCAGAGUCUGUCUUUGUGACGACCACAAUCUGUUUCUAAAGUUUCCUCGUCAGAUGUUCCGUUUGCUGUUCGGCUCCAGAAAAAACACCAGCAUGAAUCUGAAGACAAUCUGAAGCUUCAAACAACAUUUCAUUCAUUUCUAAACUCUUCUGUCUUAACGAGACGUUUAGUCUUCAUCUGGAGAACCUCCAUAAAUAUGUUCCAUCACAAACAAUCAGAGACUUUGUUCGAUUCUCGCUUCACAUUUCUGAGUUUAGGUACGGAAACCAAAGCCGGCCCGUAUUUGAGACGUUCUACAUCUGAAGAGUUUCUCUGCAAAGCCAAAAGAUCAAAACUCUGAAAAGUUCAAUGUGAAGAAAAGUUGAAGAUCAUGAAGUUUAGAAACCAUCAAGGCAGAAGAUCAGAGGUUCGAGUUAAACCCAUAAAUCAGACACUCAGCCUUUUAGAACGUUCCUCUGAGAUGAAUUUAACUUUUUAAUCUGUAGAAAAGAUCCUUCAGGUUUCAUCAACGAUCUUCUUAAAGGUGUUUUUAUCUUAUCACACAGAACGUCUCUGAUAAUUUUUAGCGUCAGUACUCAAAAUCUAACAACACAAUGAUGGGUUUGGUUUCAAAUAUUCAAACGUCCACAUUAAAUAAUUAGAUGUUUGAAGACAUUUUUAGUUUGUGAAGACGGUAAUUCUGGACUGUCUGGGCCUUCGUAGAUGAUGAGUUUUGGACAAAUGGUGAAAUAAUCCUUAAUAAUUCUGAUUCAUAUCAUCCUGUAUGGAAGACCAGAGAGUCCAGAAAGACUAAAUGUUUGUAAAGUUCUGAGGAUCUUCGCUGCUGAAAUGUGAAGCUUUCUGUCUUUGAGGCCUUCAGAGAAUCAAAACAUUUUUCACCCGAAAACAAACUACCAAAAACCAGCACUGAAGCCAAAGUCCAGCCGACGUCAGACGUGGUUUUUUGGCUCCCCGCUGCCUCCAUAUGGCCUCCAGGUGUGCACACCUGAGAGCUUCCUGUGGUACAAUCACCUCGCUGAUCUUUGUGGGACAAGUUCUCAUUUCCUGACUGCACUUUACGGAACUUUCUGAGAAGAUUUCGGUACAAAAACCGUGUGAAGUUUGGACGUCUUCAGGGGAACAGAGUCUGACUGUCGGGAACUUUGUGGGUCAAAAACUUCCUCUGAUCAUCAGCAGUUCUGAGUGCUGGAGCCGCAAGUUUUAUUCGUCUGUAAACUCAAAAACUGUCUUUUUUUUUUCUUCUUGUGAAACUUUGUGUAAAAAUCAAACAAAAAUCAAAGUUAAAUGUAAAAAAAUGGAAUCAGAGAGAAGCGUUCUGAACCUCCAGCAGGAAUUAAAGGAAUAAUCGAUGAUGUGAAGAAGUUUUACUACAAAACUAAAGAAGCCAAAUCAGUCCAGAGUCUCGCUCAGACUUUGUCUCGAUGGAAUCCUGUUCUGACAUUUACUGUGUUUUUGUGCAUUUUGUGAGAAGUUGUGGGUCGAUUGGCCCCAAAACAUGGAUUUAAUCCGCAACAGAAGAAGUUCAGGUCUGAUUCUGUUCAUCUGUGGGAAGAGUUCAGUAGACGAGUAGAACUGUACAGGUUGAGACGGACGUGGAUGAAAAGGCUGCAGGAAGUACAGUUGUUUAAAAAAGGUAAUAUUUUCAAAUGAAAAGCACUUUUGUCUCCAGGUUUGUGGACAGGAAACGGUUUGUUGUUGGUCUCAUGGUGCUUCGUGGAGACGAGCCGUCGGUUUGUCUCGUUUUAAUUUCCACUACUUGUUGUUUUGUACGAUGCUUUCUGUAAACAUCGAUGGACCUGUACAGCCAUCAGCUGCACCAUAAGCUGUUGUAACCCAUUCAUGCUGAUUUUCUUUUUGUUAAAUAUAAAGUGAGUGAACGUUUA
Messenger RNA from Amphiprion ocellaris (clown anemonefish), 8485 nucleotides. It is a transcript of the gene lrp6, whose product is annotated as low density lipoprotein receptor-related protein 6. The transcript has 23 exons. Gene Ontology annotation, molecular function: Wnt receptor activity; Wnt-protein binding. Gene Ontology annotation, biological process: chemical synaptic transmission; Wnt signaling pathway involved in somitogenesis; receptor-mediated endocytosis involved in cholesterol transport. The record is from RefSeq and is a predicted model, not a curated record. Lineage: Eukaryota; Metazoa; Chordata; Actinopteri; Pomacentridae. The coding region runs from base 249 to 5090 and encodes 1613 amino acids.